AUGAAGGCUGGCGAGGAUCUGAUUGUGCAGAGUAUGUGGGUUGCUUGGUUUCCGGAUGUGGUUCCGGAUCAUGUGUUUUCUUAAAUCAAACUGAAUCCUUCUGCCAAUGUCGUGAAGGUUUUUCUGGGAAAAAGUGUAUGACUUCAACCAGAUAUCCAAUUGCGUCAUCUGGAAACUCAUCCAUUUGUGCGUCAUCUGGAAACUUAUGCAGACGCUUCAAAAGUAUCGAUCAUACCUGCAAUGAGAGAACAGCAGGAGUUACUGUUCAGAGACGGGGGCGGUAUGACAUUGAAUUCAAUCGGACCUUUUCAGAGUAUGAAAAAGGGUUUGGUGACUUUUGUGGAGAGGGAGAUAUGUGGCUGGGCUUGGAUAGAAUGCAGAAGCUAACCCAGUAUGGACGGUGGACGUUGCAAAUUUCUAUGAGAAAUUUCUCCGACAAUGCUUUGCUGUGGGGAGAGUGGGAGGACUUCUUCAUUCAUCCUGCCCCCUUCUACAAUAUAACAUUUGGCAAAAUGGUGGCGAGGAGUCAGAAUUUGCGCAACACAACUGAUAAUGGUGGAGGCCUUGACUACAACAGGGGACGGGCGUUCUCAACUCAUGACAGAGACCAAGAUGAAUGGAGCGGAAACUGUGCUGCUAGUGAUGGAGGAGGCGGCUGGUGGUUUUACAGGUGUAGUUACAUGUAUUUUAACGGAAACAGAACUAUUUCAGAUAGAAUAGACGGCGGCAAGCAGAUGUCGUACCAAGACGGUAGUGGAUGGAUACUAAAAUCAUCUAGUCAGAUGAAAAUGAUCCGUGUUGACUGA
Symsagittifera roscoffensis is the source of this 806-nucleotide messenger RNA. Its product is annotated as microfibril-associated glycoprotein 4-like. The transcript is spliced from 3 exons. Lineage: Eukaryota; Metazoa; Xenacoelomorpha; Acoela; Convolutidae. Bases 138 to 806 code for a protein of 222 amino acids. The record is from RefSeq and is a predicted model, not a curated record.